Molecule: messenger RNA, 7813 nt
Organism: Hypanus sabinus (Atlantic stingray)
Lineage: Eukaryota; Metazoa; Chordata; Chondrichthyes; Myliobatiformes; Dasyatidae
Product: neurexin-3-like
Exons: 21
Coding region: 1-5013 (1670 amino acids)
Source: RefSeq, a predicted model, not a curated record
AUGGAUUCUUUCUGCUUUGCGCUGUUACUGAGUUCUUUAGCGGGGCUUUGUCUGGGCAUUGAGUUUACCGGAGCACCAGGACUGUGGACCCGCUAUGCACGUUGGGAUGCAAGCACCAGGAGUGAUCUCAGUUUCCAGUUCAAAACCGAGCUCUCCACUGCUCUGAUGCUCUAUUUCGACGACGGAGGAUACUGCGAUUUUGUGCAGCUGAUGAUAGUGGAGGGGAAAAUUCAGCUGAAGUUGAGCAUUGAUUGCUUUGAGACUGAGAUCAAUAUGGAUAAGCUGGUGAAUGAUGACAAAUGGCACUUUCUCAUGAUAUCCCGCAAUAACCUGAGAACAGUUCUCGUGUUGGACGGAGAAACGAAGUCGGCCGAAGUCAAGCCACAGCGGCAGUACAUGAAGAUUGUAAGUGAUCUGUUCAUAGGAGGCAUCCCACAGGAUAUUCGGAAGUCGGCAUUAACUUUGAAUGCGGUGCAAAGCAAGCCUCCUUUUAAGGGAUUUAUCGAAGACUUGAAAUAUGGGGACUCUGCACCGGUGCUGUUGGGGAGUCAGUUCGUGAAGCUGGUUAAGGAAGGCAUUUGCACCGAAAGUCCAUGUGAAAAUGGUGGGAUUUGCUCUUUGAUCGAAGGGGAAGUCACCUGUGACUGUUCUAGCACAGGAUAUACGGGGAGGUACUGCACUGAAGAAGUCAACCGUGUGCCAGGUUUCUCACAUCUGAUGAUGGGCGAGCAAGGUAGAAGUAAAGCCAGGGAAGACAACUCUGCAACAUUCCGAGGAUCGGAGUACUUCUGUUAUGACCUGUCGCAGAACCCCAUCCAGAGCAGCAGCGAUGAGAUCACCUUGUCUUUCAGGACCUGGCAGCGGAAUGGGCUGAUCCUGCACACAGGGAAGUCAGCUGACUAUGUAAACCUAGCGCUGAAAGACGGAGCAGUUUCACUAGUCAUUAACCUGGGAUCUGGUGCUUUUGAGGCGUUGGUUGAACCAGUAAAUGGGAAGUUCAAUGACAACGCCUGGCACGAUGUCAAAGUGACACGCAAUCUGCGACAGGUCACCAUUUCAGUGGACGGUAUCCUCACUACGACGGGUUAUACCCAAGAAGACUACACCAUGCUGGGGUCUGAUGACUUCUUCUACGUUGGUGGAAGUCCUAGUACAGCAGAUCUGCCUGGCUCUCCUGUCAGCAACAACUUCAUGGGAUGCCUCAGAGAGGUUGUUUAUAAAAACAAUGACAUCAGACUAGAGCUGUCACGCCUGGCAAGAAUUAAGGAUCCGAAAAUGAAGAUCCACGGCGAUGUUGUGUUCAAGUGUGAAAAUGUCGCCACCUUGGACCCCAUAUCAUUUGAGACGCCGGAAGCAUACAUUAGCUUGCCGAAAUGGAACACCAAGAAAAUGGGUUCAAUUUCUUUUGACUUCCGUACGUCGGAGCCCAAUGGCCUCAUUUUGUUCACGCAUGGGAAGCCCCAGGAACGGAAAGACAUGAGGAGCCCGAAGAAAACCAAAGUGGACUUCUUUGCCGUUGAACUCCUUGACGGGAACCUGUUCUUGCUCCUGGACAUGGGAUCUGGUGCGAUAAAAAUUAAAUCAACCACCAGGAAGGUGAAUGACGGGGAAUGGUAUCAUGUGGACAUCCAACGAGAUGGGAGAUCAGGUACUAUAUCGGUGAAUAGUCGACGCACGCCAUUCACAGCAAGUGGGGACAGUGAGAUUCUCGACCUGGAAGGAGACAUGUACCUUGGCGGACUGCCAGACAACAGAAUGGGUUCCAUCCUGCCCACAGAACUCUGGACAGCCAUGCUCAACUAUGGCUACGUCGGCUGUAUCAGGGACUUGUUCAUUGACGGCAGGAGCAAAGACAUCCGACAGCUAGCUGAGGCACAGAACGCCGCUGGGGUCAAGCCGUCUUGCUUGCGAGUGAGCAGUAAACACUGUGACAGCAACCCUUGUAAGAACAAUGCCGUGUGCAGAGAAGGUUGGAACAGGUUCAUUUGUGACUGCACGGUCUUGGGCUACUGGGGAAGAACGUGUGAAAGAGAGGCAUCCAUUCUCAGCUACGAUGGCAGCAUGUACCUGAAGAUAGUCAUGCCCUGGGUAAUGCACACAGAAGCCGAAGAUGUUUCCCUCCGCUUCAUGUCCCAGCGAGCUUAUGGCUUACUCGUGGCCACGACCUCGAGGGAUUCGGCUGACACACUUCGCUUGGAGCUUGACGGAGGCCGAGUGAAGUUGACAGUCAACUUAGACUGUAUCAGGAUUAACUGUAACUCCAGUAAAGGACCAGAGACACUUUAUGCUGGACAGAAGCUAAAUGAUAAUGACUGGCAUGCAGUCAGAGUGGUUCGUCGAGGUAAACAUUUAAAGUUGAUGGUCGAUGAAGUCACUGCAGAAGGUCAAAUGCUUGGUGACCACACACGGCUGGAAUUCCACAACAUUGAGACUGGGAUAAUGACCGAGCGACGCUUCAUCUCUGUGGCUCCAUCCAGUUUCAUUGGGCACCUCCAGAGCCUGAUGUUCAAUGGGAUGAUGUACAUUGACCUGUGCAAAAAUGGGGACAUCGAAUACUGCGAGAUCAACGCCAGGUUCGGCAUGAGGUCCAUCAUCGCAGAUCCAGUCACUUUCAAAACGAAGAACAGCUAUUUGACCCUGGCCACCCUCCACGCAUACACGUCCAUGCAUCUCUUCUUCCAGUUCAAGACUACUUCUCCCGACGGAUUCAUCCUCUUCAACAGCGGAGACGGCAAUGACUUCAUUGCAGUGGAAUUAGUCAAAGGAUAUAUCCAUUACGUGUUUGACCUGGGGAACGGACCCAAUGUUAUCAAGGGGAACUCUGAAAAGGCCUUGAGUGACAAUCAGUGGCAUAACGUAGUGAUCACCAGGGACAAUAGCAACACUCACACACUGAAGGUGGAUGCUAAAUCUGUGACGCAAAUCAUCAAUGGUGCCAAGAACCUUGACCUCAAAGGUGUCCUAUACAUCGCUGGGCUGGCCCAAGGCAUGUACAGCAAUCUGCCGAAACUUGUUGCCUCCAGAGAUGGGUUUCAAGGUUGCUUGGCAUCUGUGGACCUCAAUGGAAGGCUGCCGGACCUGAUUCACGAUGCGCUACAUCGCAGUGGUCAAAUUGAACGUGGAUGUGAAGGUCCUAGCACAACUUGCCAAGAAGACUCCUGUACCAACUAUGGAAUCUGCAUCCAGCAGUGGGAGGGAUACACAUGUGACUGCUCCAUGACUUCAUACAGCGGCAGUCAAUGCAACGACCCUGGUACGACGUACAUAUUCGGCCGUGGAGGAGGGCUCAUAACCUACACUUGGCCAGCUAACGACCGGCCCAGCACUAGGACAGACCGCUUGGCUGUUGGAUUCAGCACGUCAGUGAAGGAUGCCAUCUUGGUGCGAGUGGACAGUGCUCCUGGUCUGGGCGACUUCCUUCAGCUUCACAUAGAACAAGGCAAGAUCAGUGUCGUCUUUAACGUGGGAACAGAAGAUAUUGUCAUCACGGAAUCCAGCAACGUGGUGAACGAUGGGAACUAUCAUCUGGUCCGCUUCACCAGGAACGGGGGCAACGCGACCCUUCAGGUGGACAACUGGGCUGUCAAUGAGUUCUAUCCUUCAGGAAACAUUGAUAAUGAACGCCUGGCGAUUGCUAAAACGAAAGUCCCCAAAAAAUUCAGAGGAAUAGUAUUUGAUGAGUGGCUACAAGAGAAAGGCCGCAUGCUCACCAUCUUCAACACCCAAGCCCUGAUCACCAUCGGGGGGAAGAACAGGAGCCGGCCGUUCCAAGGACAGAUGUCUGGUCUUUACUACAACGGCUUGAAGGUUCUCAACAUGGCGGCAGAGAGCCACCCCAAUGUCAAGGUCAACGGGACGGUGCGGCUGGUGGGAGACGUAUCCUCGGUGAUUGUCAACCGGCCGUCAGUGACCACCUUGCCUGCCGAAAUGUCCACCACCAUUAUGGCAACCACCACUACCAUGGCAACCACCACGGCCAGGAAGGUCCGGGGAACAAUGAAGGUCAACCCGGUCACCGAUGACUUGAUCGUGUCCUCAGCCGAAUGUGCCAGUGACGAUGAGGACCUCGAUGAGUGUGAGCCGAGCUCAGGAGGUGAAUUAGUUUUCCCAGUAGUGACAGAAGAACCUUUAGACACCCCUCCUCUUGGCACCCGUGCCCCUGUCAUCACCCUCCUCCCUACCUUCCGCCCCCUUCUCACCAUUAUUGAAAGCACCAAAGAUUCCCUGUCCAUGAUCCCUGAGGUUGGGUUGCCUUGCUUGCUGGACCAGGACACCGAUGAUUGUGAUGCUGGCUUGGUGAUAUCGGGUUAUGGCUCAGGGGAGGCGCUUGACUCUGACCUACCCCCUACUGAUGAUGAAGAUUUUCACACCACCUUGUCCUUGGUAACAGAUAAGACCUUGUCCACAUCGGCCUUCGAAGGUGGCUACAAAGCGCACGCACCCAAGUGGGAAUACAAGGACUUUAGAGCAAACAAACCGCCUGAAUCUGGUAGGACAGCCACCACUGACUCUCCCCCUGAGCUGACCAGCUCUUCGGUCUCCACACCGCCCAGGAAGCUGCCCAAGUUGCCCGCGGGCAAGCUGAAUACUCGUGAGCAGAAACCCCAGCCUGGCCUAGUGUUGUUUCCUUUACCCACCGGUUAUGAAGUAGACAACACCAAGUUGAAGAGCCCCUUAGUCACCUCACCCAUGUUCCGUAAUGUGCCCACAGCAAACCCCACCGAGCCGGGAGUACGAAGGGGCCCCGGGGCGUCGGAAGUGGUGCGUGAGUCCAGCAGCACUACGGGGAUGGUCGUGGGAAUAGUGGCCGCAGCGGCUCUGUGCAUCCUCAUCCUGCUCUACGCCAUGUACAAGUACCGCAACCGGGACGAAGGCUCGUACCAGGUGGACGAGACGCGGAACUACAUCAGCAACUCUGCACAGACCAACGGCACCGUGGUCAAGGAGAAGCCACAGGGUGCCAAAGGCGGCAGUAAGAAGCACAGAAACAAGGACAAAGAGUACUACGUGUAGCGAGCGGGGUGGACAAGCUAUCCCGAGUGGAAAAAAAAGCGAACCAGAACAGAGGAGACACAAAUAACAGAGAGAGAGUGAGAGAGAGAGAGAUGUAACACGGAGUGGUGCAAUCCUGCAACUCGACAUAGAUUUUAAACACACACAAAAAAAUAACUCUUUUGGGGAACAUUUUGGGAAAAAAAGACAAUCUCCAAACAGCCUGAUGGCUGAGAGAUAUGUGAUACGUACUGUGAUAUAAUUAUAACAGAGUGAAGCUGUUAAGUGCAUUAGAUAACGCGCGCGUACACAAACACACACACAAACACACAUACGCACACACACACACACUCACACACAUACACACACCCAUACACGGCCACCAUAGUGUCCAGAAGCUUUGGAUAUUGUGGUCCAAGGGAUUUCAAUCUCUACAAGACUCCACAGCUUUUUGUCGGUUUUGUACCCUGGAUGCGACUGUUAAGACUUUGUGACAUUUCGCAUUUUUCUGGAGGUUAUCUCAUUUGUUGUGAAGGCUGUGCACUUGAUUUUCUUUAAACCAUCUUUUUUCUCUUUGCCGUGUGGAGCAUGUGAUUGCGACAUAAUGUACAGACCAAGUCAGUGUCCCGCUGAGCGUGGACCACGGGAGAGACGGAGAGCUGAGGGAGGAGGGGGAGGUGGGGCGGCUGGUCGCGUGUGUGGGUGUGUGUGUGGGCGUGUGUGUGGGUGUGUGUGUGGGUGUGUGUGUGGGUGUGUGUGUGAGCGUGUGUGUGACCGUGUGUGUGAGCGUGCAUGAAUGCGGUGCGCGAUGUGUGUGUGGGUGGUGCGGUCAGCUUCUCUCUCUCUCGCUCCUCCACCUCCUCCUCCUCUCCCCUCCCCUCAGAGAACGGGACUUUGCCGUUUACCUUUGUACUGUUUCUACAUCUCGGAUCGUGGUGUCCACCUUAUGAUUUGCUGUCCGCAAUAAAAAAAAUUGUAUUAAGUAUAUGAACAUUUAAACGAAAAUAACAUAAAGACGAACAAAGCUAAAGUGGAAACACCCACAGAUCGGACAGGUCUUGAACUGAGGUGACCACCUUCUCGUUUAUGAGCUGUUUAUUGUACAACAUAUUACUCAUAGAGUGUGGUAGGUAGUUAUACAGCUGGCAAAAUCCAUGGCUGUGGUUCUGAGUUUCAGUAACUAACUGUGGUGCAUGCACAUUUAAAAAAAAUAAAAUUAACCACAUCAUAUACAAUAUGGUGUUCAAUUUUGAUGGGAACCAAUUAAUGGUAAUUCAUUGGCCAAACAUUCCGUUAGAGGUAUGAUUUUAUUUAUUUUAUUAGAUGUGUUUUGUUCCUCUCUCUUGUUCACUGUUAAAUCCCCCUUCUUCCACUCUGCCUGUUCCCCUUUCCUUCUCUCACUCAUAGUCCAACUUUAGUUUGUUCUAAAUGUUAUUGGGCAGGUGGGGGAAAUGGGACAGUGAGGCAAACAACGUUUGUCCUUCAAGCUUCCCACACAUGUACAUUAACAAAAUGCGGAUGGUGUGAAUUUCCAAAUAUCAAACUGUGUCAAGAGAGAAGAAACAAGUUGUUUACAUAAUAUGAUGGUAUUAUUAUAAAGCUCGUGUGCUUAGCACUGGUGUACCUUGCUUUGUUCAUUCUCUUUCUAUUGGUAUAUUGUACAUUGCCAGACUCUCUGCUAGUCUCUAACAUUGCCUAGCAUCUGUAGAUAGCAACCCCAGAACAACCAUAUACACACACAUGUUUCUAUUUGCAAAGCAAACACAUGUAAUAUCAUUUAGGUUUAAAGAGUUAGUUUUUUUUCUCUUGGUGUCUGUUUCUACAAGGUUACACACACGUUGAAAUUGGAAAACAAGUUAUGCUUAAUCAUGUGAGCUUUCAUUGCUAUACAUUGAUUUUUUUAUAUUUUCAUAAAUUCAGUCGCCUCUUUACUCUGUACACCUGCCCAUUAAUGCAAAUAUCUAUUCAGCAAUCGUGUGGCACCAACUCAAUGGAUAAAAGCAGGCUGACAUGGUCAAGAGGUCCAGUUGUUUUUCGGACUAAGUAUCAGAAUGGGGAAGAAAAUGCGAUCUAAAUGACUUUGACCAUGGAAUGGUUAUUGGUGCCAGACAGGGAGGUUUGAGUAUCUCAGAAGCUGUUGAUUUCCUGGGAUUUUCACGCACAACAGUCUUUGGAGUUUACAGAGAAUGGUGCAAAAAAACAAAAUGAAACAGUGGGCAGCAGUUCUACGGGUGAAAUGCCUAGUUAAUAAGAGAGGUUGGAGGAGAAUGGACAGACUGGUUCAAGUUGACCAGGAAGGCGACAGUAACUGAAACAACUACACAUUACCACAGUGGUGUGCAGAAGAGCACACAAUACACAAAACAUCAAACCUUGAAGUGGAUGGGCUACAGCAGCAAAAGACCACACUGGGUUCCAUGCCUGUACCUAAUAAAGUGGCCACUGAGUGCAUAUAUAACGUAACUGUUGCUUGAUUAAAACUAAGAUGGGCAAAUGCUGCAGGCUUCAAGUCACAACAAUUGACAGCUCAGUGGAAAUAACUGGAACACAGGAAGUUUGCUCUCUCACUGUCUGCUCUUAAGGGUUAUCCUGUGGAUUCACUUAAUGCUCAUUUUUUUAAACUGUGAACUAUAAAGACGUGGAAACACUGUGCAGACUGUAUCUUGGCUUUAUAUCAUGUUUUAUAAUUUUGUUCAGCAUUAAUCUGAAGGUUUGAUUGGGUUCUUUUAAGUUGAUGCAGUGUUAAUUCAUCCAUCCCUCCAUUUUCAAUUUUUUGUUGCAUUUCAGUUCUAUUAAAGAUGUGCUUGGCAAUAAAACGUUC